Messenger RNA from Cheilinus undulatus (humphead wrasse), 1267 nucleotides. It is a transcript of the gene eif4eb, whose product is annotated as eukaryotic translation initiation factor 4eb. Gene Ontology annotation, cellular component: eukaryotic translation initiation factor 4F complex; cytoplasm. Gene Ontology annotation, molecular function: translation initiation factor activity; RNA 7-methylguanosine cap binding. Lineage: Eukaryota; Metazoa; Chordata; Actinopteri; Labriformes; Labridae. The coding region runs from base 16 to 747 and encodes 243 amino acids. Gene Ontology annotation, biological process: translational initiation. The transcript is spliced from 8 exons. The record is from RefSeq and is a predicted model, not a curated record.
UUUAAGGCUGACGUUAUGGCUAACCGACGUGCCGUUCACCUAUGGGAUGAAAACCAAGGAAAGCUCCAUGACAUGGAAAAAGUUUGGACAACCCUGAUUUUAUGCCAUCCUCAGGAAAGAAGCCAAAGUCCAUCCCAGACGGAUGAAGAUGGACCUGAGGAGUCUGGACAGGAGAUUGUAAGCCCUGAAGCCUACAUCAAACAUCCUCUCCAGAACAGAUGGUCCUUGUGGUUCUUCAAGAAUGACAAGAGCAAAACAUGGCAAGCCAACCUGCGACUCAUCUCUAAAUUCGACACUGUUGAAGAUUUCUGGGCUCUCUAUAAUCAUAUCCAGUUGUCAAGCAACCUCAUGUCAGGCUGUGAUUACUCCUUAUUUAAGGACGGCAUUGAACCCAUGUGGGAGGAUGAGAGAAACAAGCGUGGCGGCCGCUGGCUGAUCACGCUCAACAAGCAGCAGAGGAGAUUAGACCUGGACCGCUUCUGGCUUGAAACCCUCCUGUGCUUAGUUGGAGAGGCUUUUGAUGACUACAGUGAUGACGUUUGUGGAGCUGUGGUCAACAUUCGCACAAAAGGAGACAAAAUAGCUGUCUGGACUUCAGACUAUGAGAACCGCGAAGCUGUGACACACAUAGGGCGGGUUUACAAAGAGCGUUUGGGGCUUCCCAUGAAGAUGACUAUUGGCUACCAAUCCCACACAGACACGGCUACCAAGAGCGGUUCAACCACCAAGAACAAAUUUGUCGUUUGAGAGAUACCCUAAGUGCCUCGUUCAUUUUCUUGUCUUACAUGUUGUUGGUGCAUAUGUUUACUUUGCUGCAAAGACUCUGCGCAAUGCAAUCUGGAAGGGAUCCCAACCCCAGACUACAUGACAGAUGUUUCCAUAACUAGCCCAGGGCUUAAACUACAGGAAAAGGCCCAUGGAAAACAGAUGCAUUUUCCAAAACACUAGCAAUGAGAGUUAUUAAAAGCGGAUGAGACUGAGAGUGCUGCAUACUCUAUUGAAGAAAUUUGUGUUGAUUUUUUUUCUGUUUUAAAAUUCAGGUAAUCCUGAAAUGCGAAAAAAUGUACAUUUUUGUCCCAUGUUCUACAGCAUCACUGUUUGCUGUAAUCUUUAGUAGCGUGAAAUCCUUUUAAUUUAUUAUUAAUUUUUCCUGCAUAUAAUUAGAUUUACUCUUGUUUUAUGCUUUUUUGCCUUGAACUGUUGCACGUAACCAAUCUUUUUAAAGUAUUUCAUUACUUAUAUUCAUUUGAGUGUUAAUAUAAUUAAA